ACAGAUAAAAUAACUACUCGCCUCCAGUGAUGAGGAGGAGGAGGUGAAGCCGGCCAAGGUUGAGAAAUCCUACGUCCCCAAGAUCACAGGCAGCGUGAAGGGGAAAUUUGCCGAGAUGGAGAAGCAGAGACAUGAGGAGGAGAGGAAAAGGAUGGAGGAGGAGAGGAAGAAGCGCGCCGCCCAGGACAUCAAGGAGAAAGCGAAAAUGCAGAAAGAGCUGGUCAAGAAAGCUGCAGAGGAGGGAGAUGACGCUAUACUGGUCCGCAUGGUGCCGGCGAUGCCGUCGCGACCUCCAGGCAGGAUCAAGAUGAACUUUGAGGACCUAGAGAAGAACCGCGAGGAAGAGCAGAAGAAGAGGACAGAGGAGGAGAAGAAGAAGAGCUACAAUGAGAACAGGCGCUCCUUCCGCGAGGCCAAGCAGCGCUCGGUCGUCCAGGGUGAGGACGAGGAACAGCCCACAGAGAAGGAGCAGGUGACUCCUGGGAAGCUAAAGAUUACAUUUGAGGAGGCUGAGAAGGAGAGGCAGGAACGCCUGAGGAAACAGGCAGAGAGGGAGGCUAAACAACAUCUGCAGGAUGAGAAGAAAACGUUUGAGGAGGCCAAGCUGGAAAUGGGAGAAGAUGAGGAGGACUCACAAGGAGCUCAAGGUGAGAGAGAGGUCAUCCUGCCUGGUAAACUGAGGCUGAGCUUCGAGGAGCUUGAGAAACAGAGGGUAGAGAAUGAACGCAAGGCAGCAGAGGCUGAAUACAAGAGACGAAUGGAAGAGGAGAGGAGGGCUUUCGCCAAGGCCAGGAGAGGCAUGAUAGUGGAUGAUGAUGACGACGACGAGGUGUUGAUGGCCAUGCUGAACCUGGAGCCAGGGAAGUUGUGUGUCAGCUUCGAGGACAAGGAGCGUCAGAGGAGAGAGGCAGAGGAGAAGAAAGCGGAGGAGGAGGCCAAGAGGAGGCUGGAGGAGGAGAAGAGGAUCUUCGCAGAGGCCCGCAAGAAUAUGGUGCUAGACGAGGACGAGGACGGAAAGGUCAAGAGCGAGUCCCAGGAAGCAUUGCAACCUGGAAAACUGGAGAUGAACUUCGAGGAGCUGCUAAAGCAGAAGGAGGAAGCCGAUAAGAGGUGCAAGGUGGAGGCGCGCAAAAAGAAAAUGGAGCAGGAAAAACAGGAGUUUGAACUGCUCAGACAAGAGAUGGGAGAGGAUGAGGUGAAUGAGAGCUCUGAUACCGUGAGUAAGGAGUAUGAGGAGCUGAAGAAACUCAAGAGGACCGGUUCCAUCCAGGCCAAGAACCUCAAGUCCAAGUUUGAGAAAAUCAAGCAGUUGAACGACGAGGAGGUCCAGAAAAAGAUUGAGGACGUUAGAGCAAAGAGAAAGGCCACAGACGAGGAAAUCAAACAGAGGGAAGAAGAGAGGAUCCAGGAGGAGGAUGAUGAAGGUAAAAAGGAAACAGAGAAGGAGGCUGAGGAGGUUCCGUUCAGACAGAAGGUGGACAUGCGUGCACGGUUCGAACAAAUGGCCAGAGCCAGAGAGGAGGAGGAGAGGAAAAGGGUGGGGGAACAGAAGCUUCAGAGGAUGCAAUUCGAGCAGCAAGAGAUUGACGCCGCUCUCCAAAAAGUAAAUCCCUCUUUCAUCGGGUUCAAUCAUCGGGUUUCUCGUUGUUAAACUGUGGACGACGUCCCUGACUCGCAUGACAUUCUAAAAACGAAUGACAGUUCAGUGGGGGGAGGGUUUCCAAAAAUAAAACAUGUGUCAUAUCUUUGGCAGAAAAGGGAAAAUGAGGAGGAGAAAGAGGGAAGCAUCAUCAAUGGCUCGGCAGCCUAUGAGGAUGAGGAGGACCACGCCAGGUCGUAGGCUCCGUGGUUUAAGAAGCCCCUGAAGAACCAAUCGGUGGUGGACGCCGAGCCGGUGCGGUUCACAGUGAAGAUCACCGGGGAGCCCAAGCCGGAGGUGACCUGGUGGUUUGAGGGGGAGAUGCUCCAGGACUGUGAAGACUAUCAGUACAUAGAGAGAGGAGAGACAUUCUGCCUCUACCUGCCAGAGACUUUCCCAGAGGACGAGGGAGAGUACAUGUGCAAAGCUGUCAACAGCAGAGGCACAGCCGCCAGCACCUGCAUCCUAACGAUAGAAAGUAAGCAAUCGUCCGUCUGACUGUCACUGCAUGCCUGCACGAUACCACUACCUGAUUUGGUUUUCUGAUCUUCAUAUGAUUGGAUGGGAUCGCAUGCUCCUCGUCCUGAUCUUCCUAUGAUUGGAUGGGAUCGCAUGUUCCUCUUCCGGAUCUUUCUAUGAUUGGAUGGAUCGCAUGCUCCUCUUCCUGAUCUUUCUAUGAUUGGAUGGGAUCGCAUGUUCCUCUUCCUGUUCUUUCUAUGAUUGGAUGGGAUCGUAUGUUCCUCUUCCUCAUCAGCUUGGUUCAGUUUCAGCCGUGGGUAAUCCCAUCUUCUGUUUCUCUCUUCCAGCUGACGACUACUGAUGCUCUACUUUUUCUGGAACUUUCCCCGACUCUCUCACUCCUUUUGUAAAACAUCAUCCCUCAUGGUAGGGCCAAAAAGAGGAGGGGACAGCAUUAUGCUCGCCAUUCCUUCUAGGGAUACACACAACAUGAAAAGUGCAAGAUCAUGUUGUUUACGUAUUGCUCAUCAUUCAUCAAAUAAAGAUGCACUCCCUUUCAGUGUUACGUAUAGGAUGAAAUCUGUGCCAAAUCACAUAUUGAUCCCCUGUGUGAUUGCUGUCACGAAUGAUGUUCAGAUAGAUUUUGUGAUCAUAACAUCGUAUAUCAGGGCUAUUCAAUUCCGGUCCUGGAAGAAACAAUAACUGAAAUGUUUGAAUAACACUUUCAUAGAUCAUAACAUCUGUGCAUCAGGGAAAAUGUCCCUUCAAAGGUAACAUUUCAGAAAGUUCCAUUUGAGAAUAUGCUGCAACCCAAUUUAAAGCCUUUUGAAAUCCCUGUAAAAUAGACACAGCAAUAUGCAUUACACACUUAAUCUACAGAAUUGGUUAGUAAUUGUUUCUAUUCAUUUUUUAUAUUUGAAUAAUUAUCUAAAAGUUUUGUUUGUAAUGUACACUUAGAUUUUUCAUAUCCCAAAAUAAUUUUUCACAUUGAGUUAAAGUACAACUCUACAGGAAAUGUAUGAUAUAGUUGUCUUGGACACUGUUGUAUGGCUUGAAAUAUAAUGACAUAUUUGUGAUAUGUUUAUUUAAAGUUGUAAUAAAAUGUGCUAAA
This is a messenger RNA of Coregonus clupeaformis (lake whitefish), 3209 nucleotides long. Its product is annotated as nexilin-like. The coding region runs from base 116 to 1651 and encodes 511 amino acids. The record is from RefSeq and is a predicted model, not a curated record. The transcript is spliced from 9 exons. Gene Ontology annotation, biological process: mitochondrial fusion. Lineage: Eukaryota; Metazoa; Chordata; Actinopteri; Salmoniformes; Salmonidae.